Molecule: messenger RNA, 1504 nt
Organism: Haliotis rufescens (red abalone)
Lineage: Eukaryota; Metazoa; Mollusca; Gastropoda; Lepetellida; Haliotidae
Exons: 6
Coding region: 13-684 (223 amino acids)
Source: RefSeq, a predicted model, not a curated record
UCGGAUCGCAGGAUGAUACCAACAGCGGCUGUAGCAUGCUUCAUAGGCAUUGUGCUCGUCUCGCCGUGUUUGUCUGAGACUUGCACGCAGAUCAGUCCUUGUGCUUGCCAGACUUCUCAAGGACUUUUAGACCUUUCACCUCUCGCCAGCAGAAACGGAACACCCAGGUUCCAAGACGUGCCAGGUCCAGCUGGUGCCUUGUUUUACUCCUACAACCCUUGUGAUGGCUUCUCAAAGGGGUCUGGCCCGUGUCAAGACGUUGCGGUGUGUCAGACUGACAAUUCGACGAUGUCCUUCAGCCUAGGAGCUGCGAACUCGACAGUAUUCGCGAACUCGACAGUAUUCGCGAACUCGACAGUAUUCGCGAACUCGACAGUAUUCGCGAACUCAACCAACGGAUGGCAGGUGGUAUAUACAUCACUUGGCAGUCCUACAAGAACAUCUACUGUAACACUUGUUUGUGACCCGAAUGAACCGGGAAACUUCACGGCACAAGGAGAGAAUCCCCAGGGCAGCGCGAAUUAUUUUUUCACGCUGACGUCAAGCAACGCUUGUUUGAAACCCAACCCCACAUCACCCAUGCCCCGAACGUCAUUCCCGCCCACGGACGCCGCGCCCGGGUCACUGCCUAAUUGCCUCUACUUGUUGUCCGUAUACAUCUUGGGUGUAUCAUUGCGUAGCUGAUCGACAACUGAUAUAUUCUACGAGGAAGUCGGAUGAAGUGGCUCCUUUUAUGUCAAGGACCACAGAACAGACCCACGUGGAAUAGUCCAAAUUUCUGUUAAUCUCAUUAAAAUCAGAUCUAAGUUCUCGCUACUGCUAAACAAAGAAAACUUUAUUACGGGUUAUUCCGAACGAUAGUUACAGGCUUAACGACUGAACCAAUACAAUCUAGACCAUCUAUUAGCCAUUCCAGAAUGUUCCUGUGUUCAGGUUUCAAAUUUUUAAUCAAGAAUUUGUCAAAAUAUGUCUCGAAGCGUAGUCGCCAGUUUGAAAUUAGUGCCGUAAGCACGAGAAAGUUGCAUUCUGAUGGGCUAAUGUCGACUUCUUGUCAGUCAUUUAAUUGGUCGGUCAAAGUUCGCGAAUAGUCGGUCUGACAUGACCCGUAAUGGGAUGUCCUCAGAUCUUUGUUUAGCGGUAGCGAGAACUAAGAUCUGAUUUUAAUGAGAUUGAAAUUCUGUCUGCGAUUUCUCAUGACAUACAAAAUGUAAAUUUAAAUGGCCUGUAACAGACCGGACAGACCCGCUGGUGAUACUGAAAACCGUCUGCACAACUUCUGUCUUGUCACCAUGGUAUUCUUGACGAUGAGUUUGAGAAUAGCCAUUUUGUCCUUCACCAUGUCCGUUGUCACGUCAUCAUCGAUUGGAGCGGAAAAUUUCGAGUCCUGAAGGAAAUCAUCCUACAUAUCCAACAGCACCUCUGAUCCUGUUCAAAGCCGAAAAUCACCUAUUUGGCUCUAUCUAUGUAACUUGGACCAAUAAAAUGGCUCAGGCUUUUGUUGGAA